AUGCCUCAGGUUAAUCGUUCGUCUUCUAUCCCUGACUACAAGGAUCUGUACUUUGCCUACGGAAGCAACAUGCACCUUCAACAGAUGGCAAAGAGAUGCCCUGACAGCACAAUCUUCGGGAUAGGAAGACUUCGAAGCUAUAAAUGGCAGGUCAACACUCGUGGUGGGGGGAACGUUGUAGAAGGGGACGCCGGGGACUCUGUGGAGGGUAUCGUCUUCAAAGUUUCCUCAAAUGACAUCGAAAAAUUAAGAUUCUGUGAAGAAGUCGAAAAGCAAUACUUUGUGGAGAAAAGGCUUGCCAUUGACACGCAGUGCAUCUUGAAUCCGGAACUUAGGGAUCAGAGGACUGUUGAUGUUGUUGAAAUUCUGGCACAAAACUCUGGCUCUGGCAAAUGCACAAUUUUAGACGAAGUGGAGCAAACGCACUUAAAAACAAUGAAUGAAGAAACAGAUCAAAUGGAACGACGUUUGUCUCUACCAAAUCCAGACAAGACAGGCGAGCUUGAGGUUACAAGUUUAGGCAAGUUGGCUUACUGCUCGCCUACAACAAUUUAG
This is a messenger RNA of Talaromyces rugulosus, 555 nucleotides long. RefSeq lists its product as uncharacterized. The record is from RefSeq and is a predicted model, not a curated record. The coding region runs from base 1 to 555 and encodes 184 amino acids. NCBI's taxonomy places the organism in Eukaryota, Fungi, Ascomycota, Eurotiomycetes, Eurotiales, Trichocomaceae. The transcript is spliced from 2 exons. Gene Ontology annotation, molecular function: gamma-glutamylcyclotransferase activity.